Molecule: messenger RNA, 2418 nt
Organism: Drechmeria coniospora
Lineage: Eukaryota; Fungi; Ascomycota; Sordariomycetes; Hypocreales; Ophiocordycipitaceae
Exons: 2
Coding region: 1-2418 (805 amino acids)
Source: RefSeq, a predicted model, not a curated record
AUGGUUCGCCCUUCUCUCAUCUCUAUCCUGGCUUUGUGCCUUUCCGUCUACGCUGCUGGGCCAGACCCCGCCGGCGCCAAAAAUGUGGGCAACGGUCAGGGCAAGCAGUUCAUCACCGGUCAAUGCCUAAGUAAUGCCGACUGCGCUUCUGGCUGCUGCGCUCAGCUGAAUGGAGGUGCCGGCGUGUGCUCGGGUGUCGACGUUCAGUUUGCAGCUGGAAAGUCCGGCUGCGGCUUUGUUGAUGCUCAGAAUACUCCAGCUCCAAACAUCAAGAAUACGCAGAAUACGCAGAAUACAGGCAAUACACUGGCAAAGACGACAAACCAGAAGAGCGCAAAUGCCAAGAAUCGGGGAGAGGGCCGCAAAGGUACAGAAACCCAGCAGGGCCAGAACAGCGAAAAUAGUGCGCAAGCUGGCAGCACUGGGAAUGGCUCACAAAACGCUGCCGUGAAAAGCGAUCAAGUCAGAAAUGCAACUCAGCAAGAACAGGGAAAUAGGCAAGCCGCAACCGGAGGAAACGGGAAGAAGAACAGUGGAGUGAGAGGGACGAAUACCAGCAGGAACGGCAGAAAGAAGAAGGGCGCCAAGAAGAGCAGCAACGGUAACAAGAACGGCCGGAACGGCAACGGCAACCGCGGCAUAAAUAAAAAUAAGAAUGCCAACCAGAACGGUAACAAGAACACCAACCAGAACACCAAUCAGAACGGUAACAAGAACGUCAACCAGGAUGCCAACCAGAACACCAAUCAGAACGGUAACAAGAACGUCAACCAGAAUGCCAACCAGAACACCAAUCAGAACGGUAACAAGAACGUCAACCAGGAUGCCAACCAGAACACCAAUCAGAACGGUAACAAGAACGUCAACCAGAAUGCCAACCAGAACACCAAUCAGAACGGUAACAAGAACGUCAACCAGAAUGCCAACCAGAACACCAAUCAGAACGGUAACAAGAACGUCGACCAGAAUGCCAACCAGAACGCCAACCAGAAAACCAACCAGAAAACCAACCAGAAAACCAACCAGAAAACCAACCAGAAAACCAACCAGAAAACCAACCAGAAAACCAACCAGAACGCGAACCAGAACAGUAACAAGAACGCCAACAACGGUACUCAGAAUGCCAACCAGAACGCCGGCCAGACUGGUAGCCAGAACGGUAAUCAGAUCGCCAACAAGAACACCAACCAGAACGCCAACAACCAGAAAGGUAACCGGAACGGUAACCGGAACGGUAAUCAUAAUGCCAACAAGAAUGCCAACCAGAACGGUAACAAAAACAGUAACAACCAGAAUGGCAACAAGAAUGCCAGCCAGAAUGGUAAUCAGAACGCAAACCAAAACGGUAACAACCAGAACGCCAACCAGAACGCCAAUAAGAAUGCCAAUCAGAAAGGUAACCAAAACGGCAAUAACCUGAACGGUAACAAAAACGCCAACCAGAAUGGCAACAACCAGAAAGCCAACCAGGAUGGUGAUCAGAACGGUACCCAAAACGCCAACAAGAACGCCAACCAGAAAGGCACUCAGAAUGGUAACAACCAAAAUGCCAACAACCAGAACGCCAACCAGAACGGUAACAAGAACGCCAACCAGAACAGUAACAAUCAAGGUAGCAAUAAGAACGCCAACCAGAACGGUAACAACCACAAUGCCAAUAAGAACGCCAACCAAAACGGCAGCAACCAGAAUGCCAACAAGAACGCCAACCAGAAUGGCAACAACCAGAACGGUAACAAGAACGCCAACCAGAACAGCAACAACCAGAAUGAUGACAAGAAUAUCAAGCAAAAUGGUAAUCAGAACGGUAACCGUAUUGGAAACCAGAACACCAACAAGAACAACCAAAUCGGCAACAACCAGAACGCCAACCAGAAUGGUAACAACCAGAAUGGCAACAUAAACAUCAAGCAAAACGGUAACCAGAACGGAAACCAGAGUGGAAACCAGAACGCCAACAAUCAGAAUGGUAACAAGAACGCAAACCAAAAUGGCAACAACCAGAACGCCAACCAGAAUAGUAACAACCAGAACGGUAACAACAAUGCUGACCAGAAUGGCAACAACCAGAAUGGCAACACGAAUAUGAAGCAAAACGGUAACCAGAACGCAAACCAAAACGCCAGCAACCAAAACGCCAGCCAGAAUGGUAACCAGAAUGGAAACAAGCACGUCAACCAGAGUGGCAACAGCCAGAAUGGCAACAACCAAAAUGGUAAUCAGGGCGUCAACCAGAAUGGGAACGGUCAGAAUAACAACAAGAGUGCCGACCAAAAGAAUGGCAACCAGAAUGGCGGCAACGGAAAUCUCAAUGCUGGCAGUGGGAGUACCGGAGAGGUGGCAGUGAUUGGGGACAGGAACGCCGGCAACGCUGUGACUGCUCGCAGUCUCGUCAGGGCCGGCAAUCUGGCCAACUAG